GGGGGUGAAGUAUUGAUAAAGGAUUUAUCAAGCAAAAAACUCUCCCGGUGUAAUCUUUCAUUAAAUAAAGCGAUUUAUUGAACGUUCGUCGAACAAAAACCAAAGUAUAACAGGAAGCGAAGUUUUCAUCAGUGUCUAGAAAGCGAAUUUAAAAGCAUUGUGAAGAGUUUUGAUUGAGAAAACGGCUAAUCAUGAAUGAAGAGUUAUCAAAGGCGCUUAAAGAUCUGCCAAAUCGUGUUCUCAAUGUGAGCGUUGAUGAAAGACCACAACUAUUUCAAGAUGUCACAAAUAUUCUCACAAAUUCAGGUAUGAACACGCAAGUUGUUAGAGGGAUAUGUAAAGUACUUGGAACAACAUUAGUUAAAUACAAAGAUCCACAAUCCCAACAAUUGGUAAAUAACUUAAUAAUCGAUUUGACACGAAAUCAUCCCGACUUGACUAUCGAACAUUUCAAUGCCGUCUUCAAAUCACUUUGCACUAAAGAGCUUGCAAAUGCACCACCUGCUAAAGCAUCGACAGCUGCUGCAAUUGCUCUUGUAUGGACCAAUUCUAUUGCUUUACAUGCCAAACGUGAUUCGGAUAUUGGAAAAGUUGAGUUUCAAAAGCUGAUGGAAUAUCAAUCACAACUUUAUUCUCUUGCAAUUCAAUCAAGCAAUGAGAAAGUGACAGAAAAAGCUUAUAGUUUCUUAAAAUCCUUUUGGAAUAAACAAGAUGAUGACGUCGUUAAAUUUUAUUUCGACAAAUUCAUUUCAAUGGAACCAGCUGCAAAUGUCGUCACAUUCUUGUCAGCACUUUUACGAUUCUACAGGGAUGAGAAGUCUGAAAAUGAAAUUUUAAAGACCAACAAGACACGUUUAUUGGAUCAUUUUGUUAAAGCUUUAGUGACAGCCAAGACCAAGCCUAAUUGUCAUCACAUCACAGCUUGUAAAAUUAUUCUCGCUUCACUCGAUAUCGAAGAUGUCAAAUCAACUCUCCUGCCAGCAUUACAAAGAUCCAUGUUAAGAAAUCCCGAAAUCGUCCUACAAGGCGUCGGUUAUAUUGUUCAUGAGCUUACGGUCGACAUUGGCGAUACUUGUGUUGAUUUAGGAAAAGUUUUGAUACAAAAUUUAUACUCAAAGAACGAUUUAAGUCGCAACGAGUCAGUAAAUUCACUGAAAGAAAUCGCCAAGAAAUGUUCCAAUGAAAAAUCAAUUGAAAUGUUAUUAACUCAAAUAUUCUCAGUUCUUGGUGGAUCUGAUGGAAAGAUAACAGUUGCAGAGUAUCGAAUAAAUUUGUUACAAGGAGCUGGAAAUUUAUCGUUCAACAACACAAAUAGCCAAGCUAUGUCGUCAAUCAUGCCAUCAAUAUCGGAGAAAUUUAUUAAAGCAUUAGAAGGUGAAAUUCAAGAGAAAGUUUUGUGUCAUGGACUGGAAAUGUUUGGAUUGUGGUCAGUGCAGUUUCAUGGUGAACUUGACUCGAAAAUUGUUCAAUGGUUUAAGAAAGGUUUAGAUUCGAAAGCACAAGCGGUGAAGAUUAGUUACCUUCAAUGGUUUCUGAAUUGUUUACAAGGAGCGUCUUUACCGUCGUCAGUUGACUUCACUGAUCAAUUAUUGAAGAUCAUUGAUAAAGCAGCUCAAAAUGUCUUACAAACGCCAAUUGUGUGUGAAGGUCUUGCAUCUGUUUGCAUCAUUCUUUCAACAACAAGUGUCAAGAAAGAAAAUCUUCAAUCGUUCUGGAAUAUUGUGCUUGACAUGAAGAAGGAAAUUUUCAUUAAUGAGAAGUUUGUAAGUAGCAUUGGAAGUGAAAGUUUGUGUAACGUUGUGUUGAUGAGUGAAAAGAUUUUAACAAACUUCUUGGACGAUCUUAAAGGUGAACCUUUUCGUCUAUACAAAUCUCUGGUGUUUGCAGCAACGUCAAAUAUUGAGAAAGUUCAGUCAACAACUAUCGAAACCAUCAAACGACUGGUGACGACAGAAAAUGGAACAAAACUUGCAACAAAUCUUCUUGACGUCUUGAAGGAAUUCAUUGAAAAUGCAAAUUUAUCAUCAACUGAAGAAUCUUGCGACGAAUCGAUUUCAACACAAGGAAUUGUCAACACGAUCAGAGCAAUUUGUUCAAUGCCAAAUAAGAAUCUUUCUAGUGGUCAACUUCUUGCACAACAUUCACUUCUUGUUUGUCAUCAUCAAGCGAUUUUAUCAGCAAAUCUUGAUUUAUGGGAAGACAUUUUAACAUUGCACAACAUCGACAAGAAAUCUUUCAUCGCUUCAUCAUGGUCAACAAUCAAACAAAUGAUUCUUGAUGAAUUUAAAUGUAAUUCAAUGUAUGAGAACACUGUCGCAACAUUAUCAAGAAUCAGCCCUGAAAUCAUCCUUCCAGCUAUCAUUGAAAAUGUCACAACAGUCUUAAAUCAACCAGCUAUGAGUCAAGUGACUGAUGAUGAAUAUUUCACUUUCCUUACACCCGAUGGUGAACUUUACGAUAAAAGUGUCAUUCCAAAUCAAGAUGAACAACAAAAUGGUCCAAUUCGACGUGAAAACAAAGCUUACAGUUACAAAGAACAAUUGGAAGAGUUACAAUUACGACGUGAAAUUGAAGAAAAGAAACGAAAGGAAGGAAAAUUAAAAGCACCGCAAUUAACACCAAAACAAAAGGAAGCGAUUAAGAAUCAAACAGAUAAAGAAAAUACAAUUCGAAUUAAAUGUAAAGAAUUGAAUGAAAGUUUAAAGAAAAUCAUUUCACAAAUUGAAGGAUCAGUUAAAGGAAAUUCACGUCAUUUUGCUUUAUUCUUUUCGUCAUUGCUGCCAGCAAUUUUGAGAGUGUUUAAGUCACCACUUGCUGCAUCAUGUCUCAUUAAAUUGUAUCAUUCGUUGAGAGUUGCUGUCUUCAAUAAUGAACUAAGUGAAAUAGGAAAGAAAAUUGCAUUGGCAACAAUUCGAAUGCAUAAACCGCGAUGCGAUUUACCUGAAGAUUGGUCGAGUGGUGAAUUGAAGGAAAAUGUUGCGGAAAUUUUUGUGACACUUCAAAGCAUCUUUACAAGUGAUGACGAUGAAACAUUUGGUGCUCCAACAUUUUGUUAUCUUUUUGAAUUUCUUAAACAAACCUUCAACUUAAGCUUCAUUACACAAGAUGAACUUUUAAUUUCAAUUGAUUUGAUUGCAAAGCAUGCGCGAGUUAAAGGAAAUUCAAUCGACGGUGAAGAUUUGAAUGAUUUUAAUCAUCCAAAAUAUUUACCAACAUUAGAAAUGAUGCGAUCGUUGUUUGAUUUGAUCACAUCUUAUCGUGGACGAAUUCAAAAUCAAGCAAUUUCCGCUUUUCUUGAUGUCGCUGAUGCCAUUUCCGGUCAAAGUUAUCGUUCGAUUGCGACAAAAGAUGAAAUUGAAUUUCUUAUGUUUAUGCUUCAAAACGACUUGGAAAUCAUUCGUGAUGCAGCUGUUCGUGCUUUAAUUAAGAUCAUUGACGCAUUGCCAACAAUAAACGAUGACUUCGAGUUGGGUUUGUUGAUUGUCCGAAGAAUUUUCAUAGCUAAACAUGAUGUGUCGAAUGACAUUCAAGAGAUUUGCGACACAUUGUGGAGCGAGGGUGGAUUUGAAGUCCCUAAAGUAUUAAGCGAUGAACUCAUGAAAGAUGUGAUUCAUCACGAGAAUUGCAUUCAGAAAGCGACUGCAUGUGCUCUCGUCACAAUCUUAAAAGAUGACUCAACACUUGUUCGAAGCAUUCUCGAUCAACUUCUUGAACUUUACAAAGCCAAACUUACUUUGAUUCCACCAGUUUUGGAUCAAUUCAAUCGUGAAGUUGUGCCUGCAAUCGAUCCAUGGGAGCCUCGUCGUGGUGUUGCCAUCACAAUCAGUCAAAUUGCACAAUUCUUCGACAUUGAAACAGUUGAAAGUGUGAUGCAAUUUAUGGUGUCGGUUGGAUUGAGAGAUCGUGAAGAAAUUGUUCAUAAAGAAAUGCUCGCGGCUUCAUUGGCGAUCGUUGAUCUUCAUGGAAAUGAAUGUGUUGCAACAUUGUUGCCAGUUUUCGAAGAAUUCUUAGAUAAAGCACCGAACAACAGUGAAUUUGAUUUAAUUCGACAAGCUGUCGUCAUUUUGAUGGGAUCUUUAGCUCGUCAUUUAGAUAAAGAAGAUAAAAGAAUUCAACCAAUUGUGCAAAGACUUCUCGCUGCUUUAUCAACGCCGUCACAACAAGUGCAGGAAGCUGUCGCUAAUUGCAUUCCGCAUUUAAUUCCAUCACUUAAAGAUCAAGCGCCACAAAUUGUUAAGAAGCUGAUGAAUCAACUUGUGAAGUCGGACAAAUAUGGCGAACGUCGUGGUGCUGCUUAUGGAAUUGCUGGUCUUGUCAAAGGCUUAGGAAUUUUAUCACUCAAACAACUUGAUAUUAUGUCAAAAUUAACAAAUCACAUUCAAGAUAAGAAGAAUUACAAAUGUCGUGAAGGAGCUUUGUUUGCUUUUGAAAUGUUAUGUUCGACAUUGGGACGAUUAUUUGAGCCGUACAUUGUUCAUGUUCUUCCACAUUUGUUGCAAUGUUUUGGUGACACAUCGCAGUAUGUGAGACAAGCAGCUGAUGAGACAGCAAAAGUUGUUAUGGGAAAACUUUCAGCUCAUGGAGUUAAAUUGAUUCUUCCAUCGUUGUUAGCUGCUUUGGAUGAAGAGUCGUGGAGAACAAAAAUUGCUUCAGUGGAACUUCUUGGGGCGAUGAGUCAUUGUGCACCAAAACAACUUUCAUCAUGUCUCCCAAGCAUCGUUCCUAAGUUGAUGGAAGUUCUUGGGGAUUCUCACAUCAAAGUGCAAGAAGCUGGCGCAAACGCUUUGAAAAUGAUCGGCGCUGUAAUUAAAAAUCCAGAAAUUCAAGCAAUUGUUCCAGUUCUUUUGAAGGCAUUGGAAGAUCCAUCGAAUAAGACCAGCUCGUGUCUGCAAAGUUUACUUGAAACGAAAUUUGUUCAUUUCAUCGAUCCACCAUCACUUGCACUCAUCAUGCCAGUCGUUCAACGCGCUUUUAUGGAUCGUUCAACAGAGACGAGAAAAAUGGCAGCACAAAUUAUUGGCAACAUGUAUUCGUUGACUGAUCAGAAGGAUUUGACUCCAUAUUUGGAUAACAUCAUGCCAGGAUUGAAAGCAUCUUUACUUGAUCCAGUGCCAGAGGUUCGUGCUGUUAGUUCACGAGCACUUGGCGCAAUGGUUCGUGGAAUGGGAGAAGUUGCUGUUGGUGAGAAUCUUCUCCCAUGGUUGAUGCAAACAUUAACAUCGGAAACAAGCAGUGUCGAUCGUUCUGGUGCUGCUCAAGGGUUAGCUGAAGUUGUAGCAGCUUUGGGUGUUGAAAAGCUUCACAAAACAAUGCCAGAAAUUGUAAAGACAGCUGAACGUGCUGACAUUGCGCCACAUGUUAAGGACGGUUACAUUCUCAUGUUCAUUUACAUGCCAAGUGCGUUUCCUGAAGAAUUCACUCAAUACAUUGGUCAAAUUAUUAAUCCAAUUUUGAAAGCACUUGCUGAUGAGAAUGAAUACGUUCGUGACACCGCACUUCGAGCUGGUCAAAGAAUUGUUAAUUUGUAUGCUGAAUCUGCAAUAACUUUGUUAUUGCCUGAACUUGAGAAAGGACUUUUUGAUGACAAUUGGAGGAUUCGUUACAGUUCAGUUCAACUUCUCGGUGAUUUAUUGUUUCGUGUUUCGGGUGUGAGUGGAAAAAUGUCAACACAAACAGCAUCGGAAGAUGACAAUUUUGGAACGGAACAAUCACACAAAGCCAUCAUUCGACAUCUUGGAAUUGAACGUAGGAAUCGUGUCCUUGCUGGUCUUUACAUGGGUCGAAGUGACGUCUCAUUGAUGGUGAGACAAGCUGCACUUCAUGUUUGGAAAAUUGUUGUUACAAACACGCCAAGAACACUUCGAGAAAUUCUUCCAACAUUAUUUGGGUUGCUUUUGGGAUGUUUGGCUAGUAAAAGUUAUGACAAACGACAAGUUGCAGCCAGAACACUUGGUGAUCUUGUUAGGAAGCUUGGUGAACGUGUUUUACCUGAAAUCAUUCCAAUUCUUGAGAAAGGUUUGGAUUCUGAUCAGUCAGAUCAACGUCAAGGUGUCUGCAUUGGACUCUCAGAAAUCAUGGCGUCAACAUCAAGAGAAAUGGUAUUGUCAUUUGUCAACAGUCUCGUUCCGACUGUGAGAAAAGCGCUUAGCGAUCCAUUACCAGAAGUUCGACAAGCAGCAGCGAAAACUUUCGAUUCACUUCAUACAACUGUCGGUUCGAAAGCUUUGGACGAUAUUCUGCCAUCGAUGUUGGAAGGUCUCAGCGAUCCAGAUCCAUUUAUUGCUGAGUGUACACUUGAUGGACUUCGUCAAGUCAUGGCUAUCAAAUCUCGUGUUGUUUUGCCAAUUUUAAUUCCACAAUUGACAACACCGCCAGUCAACACGAAAGCACUUUCAAUUCUUGCUUCUGUUGCUGCAGCAGCGAAACUUCUUAAUGCAUUUUGUAGUCAUUGCCCUGGCGACUACUCGUCAUAUGUUGCACAAUUAUUGAAUGGACUGAUGCGACUUUUAGCAGAACAAGAUGGUACAGACAAAGAAAUUUUGAUAAACUCAUGGGAAGCUUUGAAUGCACUAACAAAAACAUUGGAUUCAACACAACAAAUCGCUCAUGUUAGUGAUGUCAGACAUGCUGUAAAGUUCGCAGUUAUGGAUUUACCACCUGGAAGUGAUCUUCCUGGCUUCUGUCUGCCUAAGGGUAUCGCUCCUUUAUUGCCAGUUUUUCGUGAAGCUAUUUUAAAUGGAAUGCCAGAAGAGAAGGAAAAUGCUGCUCAAGGUUUGGGCGAAGUCAUUGCUUUGGCAUCCCCAUCGGCUCUUCAACCUUCUGUUGUUCACAUCACCGGUCCAUUAAUUCGAAUCCUUGGUGAUCGUUUCAAUGCUGGAGUUAAAGCAGCUGUUCUUGAGACUCUCGCAAUUCUUCUACAAAAAGUUGGAAUUAUGCUUAAACAAUUUUUACCCCAACUUCAGACAACUUUUCUUAAAGCACUCAGCGAUACAAAUCGUGCAGUUCGAAUGAAAGCGGGCGUUGCUCUAGCUGAAUUGAUUAAAAUUCAUACACGUCCUGAUCCGUUGUUUGUUGAAAUGCAUAAUGGAAUUAAGAACGCAGACGAUUCAACAAUUCGUGAGACGAUGUUGCAAGCGUUAAGAAAUGUUACGACACAGAAUGGUGAUAAGAUGUCAGAACUAUUAAAGAAACAAAUUUAUUCAACACUUCUAUCGAUGUUAAAUUAUUCGGAAGACAUCACAAGAUCGUGUGUUGCUGGAUGUUUUGGAGCUUUGUUAAGAUGGCUUUCACCUGAAAUGCGUGAUGAAGCAUUAAAUCAACAAAUUUUCAAUGAAGAUUUUGGAGAAGAUUGGUCAUUGCGACAUGGUCGAACAGCAGCUUUGUUUGUUGCUUUAAAGGAGUCACCAUCAACGAUCUACAAUUCAAAGUAUGAAACGAAAAUCUGCAAAACACUUGUGACAUGCAUGCAAAGCGAUAAAUUGACGAUUGCUUCCAAUGGAGUUCGUGGAGCUUGUUAUUUGAUUGAACAUUGUCAGAAUGAAAGCUUACCCAUUCCAACCAUGGUUCUCACUCCUUUUGUUAAAUCAAUGAACCAUAUAAGUAAUGAAGUUAAGCAAUUGCUAGCAAAAACCAUCAUUCACUUAUCAAAAGCUGUCGAUCAUGAGAAAACGUCGGCGGAAUUUUUGAAAGUUCUUCUGCCAAUGUUGGUGAAUGGAACAAAAGAAAAGAAUGGAUAUGUAAAAUCUAACAGUGAAAUUGCACUCAUACGCAUUUUACGACUUAAAAACAGUGAAGAAGUUCAUCAGAAAGUUCAACAACUCCUCGAACCAGGUGCAAGAGAUUCUCUCAAUGAAGUUGUUAGUAAAGUUUUGUAUCGCGCUUUAACUCCAGCCGGAAAGGAUGAAGAAAUUGAUGACACGCUCUUAUCUUGAUUUAAAUCAUAUCUUGAUGGAAUUUUAAAUAAUCAACUCAAGAAUGUUUUAAUGUUUUCAAUUUUUUGCUCAAGUCAAGUCAAAUUGAUAAUGAAAUCAAGAAUCAAUGUUUUCAUCUCAUUGUUUCAUAUAUCGGUGUGAUCAAAAUUUAAUUGUGAAUUAAAUCACAUCUUUGCAAAUAAAAUAAAAAGAAAAAUAAUUUCUGAGUUUUUCAGUGUAAAAA
Messenger RNA from Clunio marinus, 8154 nucleotides. The record is from the annotation of a GenBank genome assembly. NCBI's taxonomy places the organism in Eukaryota, Metazoa, Arthropoda, Insecta, Diptera, Chironomidae.